Molecule: messenger RNA, 7887 nt
Organism: Nomia melanderi (Alkali bee)
Lineage: Eukaryota; Metazoa; Arthropoda; Insecta; Hymenoptera; Halictidae
Gene: Ca-Ma2d
Product: Ca[2+] channel Muscle-specific alpha2/delta subunit
Cellular component (GO): voltage-gated calcium channel complex
Molecular function (GO): voltage-gated calcium channel activity
Source: RefSeq, a predicted model, not a curated record
UUAUAAAUACACGGUACCCACGGCGAAAGAAAACGGCGCCGCGUUGGACCCGGGUUCUCGUGGCUCGUCGGCCUGCGAGGCGACGCGGUCGUUCGUUCCUGUACCAAAAAUAAUCGGUACAUCUCCGGCCGGCUCUAAAACGUGACGCCAGUCGACGAGGCUUUAGGUGAAACGUGGCCGGUGCCGGCAAUCGCCGUCGUCCGCGCGUGUGGCCCACGAUGAGGCGAUGAUGCUGGAAAGACACCGCGUCAGUGCUGCGAAAACGAAAAAUCGGGAAUAUCGAGACCGAGGACAAUGAGACUGCACGCUUGUUGGUGGCCGAUCUUCCUCGCCCUGUGCUUCCAGCACGCCGGCUGCAUUGGCAGGGACGCGCGAAUCGUGGUGCGGUGGGCAGAGACCUUGGGCGCCGAAUUAUGGGAACUGGCGGAGAAGGUGGCGCGACCAGAAGAAUUAUUAAACAAAUACAAGACGAUGAAUACGCGGGUGGAGGAUAAGUCCGGGGAGGAAUUAGUGAGCAUAAUCAGCGAGAACGUCGGCAGGAUGCUGAGACGGAAGAUGGAUGCGGUGACCUGCAUCCGUAUGAAGGCCGAGGAGAGCGCAGAGAGCUGGGAUAGCGACGAGGAGGACGGGAAUUUCACCUACGUGUCCGGGAAAUACAGCCCUAUCGUCAACCAGUCCGCGCCACAGCUUCCGGAGAACAUGGAGGACAACGUCGACGUGUACAGAACGAUAGAGCUGACGCCGGACUCGCAUUUCUACAAUAUCCCGGUGAACACGAGCUUCUCGUCGGUGCACAUACCGACGAACGUCUACGAUCUGUCGCCCGCCGUUCUCGAGGACAUCAAGAAGACCGAGAGCCUCGACUACACCUUUCGCCAGAACUACGAGUCCGACCCGGCGCUUUCAUGGCAAUAUUUCGGUUCCGUCACCGGCAUGCUCAGACAGUAUCCCGCCAUGCAAUGGAAGACGGAUCCCACGGCGGAGAGCGCGGAUCAGGGCCAAGGAGACGGUGACGAAGAGGACGAGGACGGCGGCGGCGAUGGGGGCGACGAGGAGGCAGACAUUUAUGAUUGCAGAGUACGCAGCUGGUUCAUCGAGGCUGCGACCUGCAGCAAGGAUAUGGUGAUCCUGAUGGACACCAGCGGCAGCAUGUUGGGCAUGGGAAAGACUAUUGCCAGGACAACGAUAAACGCAAUCCUGGACACCCUCUCCAACAACGACUUCGUCACCGUGCUUAGCUACUCGAACGGUACCACGGACGUGGUGGACUGUUUCAGGGACAUGCUGAUCCAGGCCACGCCGGAGAACGUGGAGACGUUCAAAAAAGCGAUCGCGACAGUGAAAACGGAGGGCCAGGCGAAUUUGACCGAGGCCUUCUCCAGGGCCUUCAACCUACUCAGCAAUUACAGGGAGACGCGUAGGUGCGGCGCAGACACGCCGUGCAAUCAGCUGAUCAUGCUGGUCACUGAUGGCGUUCCUGGAAAUGUGACUGAGGUGUUCAAGACGUGGAACUGGCAGGACAACAACACCCACAUACCCGUAAGGGUGUUCACAUAUUUGCUUGGCAAGGAGGUGACGAAGGUCCGCGAGAUCCAGUGGAUGGCGUGUCUCAAUCGCGGCUAUUACACGCACGUGCACACGCAAGAGGAGGUCCGCGAGCAAGUGUUGAAAUACAUACCUGUGGUGGCGAGACCAAUGGUCCUUCAAGAUGUGGUGCACCCUGUCGUCUGGACCCACGCAUACGCUGACAUCACGAAUCCUGCACUCGCCACUUGGCUGUGGCUGGUGAUGCAGCACGAGGAGCAACAGUCCCGGCUUCAGAAACAUCUGAAAGGGAAACGCCUGGGCGUGCGAAUAAAUGAGGACGAAAUCUACAUACAGCAGAUCCACAAAGACGAGGACGUUCGCCAGGAUCCUUCGACGCUGAACACGACCGCGUGGCAGGAGUAUCGGCUGCUGACCUCGGUCAGCACCCCUGUGUUCGACCGCAAGGGCAACACCAGGCACAACCAGACGAGGGUGGCAAAUCUGCUGGGCGUGGCGGGCACAGACGUGCCAAUCGACGACAUCCGGAAGCUCACGUUGCCGUACAAGCUCGGCGUGAACGGCUACGCGUUCAUCGUGUCGAACAACGGCUACGUGAUACUGCACCCGGACCUGCGCCCCGUCUACAAGGGCAAGCUGAAACUCAAUUACAACAGCAUCGAUCUGACGGAGGUGGAGAUCCUGGACGACGGUCGCGAGCCGAGGAACCCCGGCCCGGAGGUGCUGGAUCUGCGCGCCGCCCUGGUGGAUCACAAAAGGGGCAGCAUGAAAGGUGUGCCGGUGAAAUUGCAUUACGAUGACAAUCGCCGCGUGACCCUCGAACAACGUGACUACUUCUACGCCCCGCUGCCCGGAACACCGUUCGGCCUCGCGGUCGCCAUACCGAACUACGGGACGACUUGGAUCAAGGUCGGCGACGAGAUCCGCAGGAACCAGAACCUGAACAUCAACAUCGCCGAGUUCUUCGCGGGUAGCAACUGGCGAGUUCAUCCGGGCUGGGUCUACUGUCGCUACCACUAUUUAGAGGGUCACGAGUUCGACAAACCGGAAGAGGAGCUCAUACACUUCCUGGACCUGCUGAACAAGCCAGGAUGGCGAUGGUCGGAACAAUACGAAGCCUACACGAUCAGCGAGGACGACAUGAACGAGGAUCCGGACUGCGGCAGGAAAACGCUGUCGCAAGACGAUUACUACUGCAACAAGGAAUUGAUGCAGUUGCUAGUGUUCGACGCGAAGGCGACUAAUUUCAGCUUCGACGACGAGUUCGUGUUCGAGGGCCCACGAGCGCGUCACCUAGCCAGCAUCUACGGUAUAUUCUUGAGAUUCGUCGCCACGCAAAGCGGCCUGACCAGGUGGCACUACAUGGACACGAACAAGGUGCCUAUAGAGGAUGAUGACAUCGUGUUUGGUGAUCUUCACAGGAGGGCUGUCAACGAGCCUUGGUACAAGGGCGCCAUUUUCCAGAAUAUACUGGACCCUAAUAGCAUAUCCGUGACAGUUCCAUGGGAAGCGGGCGCGGACGCCAUAGUGACGGUCUCCAUAGGAAUAUUCCCGAAGGACGGCGGGAAAACUGCGCCGGCGGCGGUUGUCGGCUUUCAACUGCCCAUGACGAACCUUUACGAAAGAUUCAUCGAUCUGACUUCGGAGCCGGCGAACUCGUCCGUGAACUGCUCCCACAACUGGAUCGAUUGCUACUUGCUCGAUCAGAACGGUUACGUAGUCAUAUCGGAGGCGCACAACGACACCGGCCAAUUUAUGGGGACGCAGGAAGGCGCUGUUAUGAACUCCAUGGUGGGCCAGGGCCUCUACAAUCCUGUGGAGAUUUACGAUUACCAGGCCUGGUGCGAGGAAGUUCGUAUCCAGGAUGCGGCCAGCACUCUGUCGGACCCGCUGAUGUACCUCUGGAAACUGUUGCUCUGGUUUCUGCUGCGUGUGACGUGGUUCACGACCCAGUUCGUCAACUUGCCAGCCACCCUGGCCAAAGUUCACGCAGACGAGGACGCGCCCGACCCGCCGCCGCCCCCGCGGCCUUAUCUCAUCCACUAUCCCUGCGAUCAGAAGAGGACGCUGUACAUGAUGAAUUACACGAUCGCCGGCGAGGGUGUCACCAAUCAUCCGGACUACUGUUCCAGACCGUUCUACGCUCGCAGGGUGCCGCACACGAACCUGCUGUUGGUCGUCGUGGACGCCAUGUACUCGACCUGCUACAAGAGACUAGAGGUGACGCCCGUGAUCAUUUCGCCUUUGGAGUACAGGAACGGCAGCGAGAUCGCGCCCUGCCACAAAAUCCCGUUGAACGAUCUUAAAAGAAGACGUCUCGAGGGCUGUUUCACCGAGCAUCCCCUGGAGCACGAGAUCGAGGACUGCGGAGGGGCGUCGGGAUUGACCGUGUCUUUGCUGUUGUUCACCACCGUUGUCGUCAGAAUCCUCUGCACAUUUGUGUGACCUGUCCUAGUUGGGUGUACCUAACGAUGCGUUCACAGCAGAGCCGCGAUGGAACAUAAAAAAGUUGUAUGAGCUGCUCGUUAGGCAAAUCGGUUAACUCGAAGUGUUUUGGACUUUUAACGAUCUUAUCGUCAAAGAACUUGAUCGACUCUCAACUUCUGACGUUUAAAAUGCAUCUCCUUAUUAUUGGCUUUAAUAUCACAUAAUUAUGAAACUUCUUUUCGCCAUGCAAAAAUUCCUAUAGUAACUAAGAUAACUCCAAUAACAAAAAUGCAAAUAAAUGCAAAUAAAGGAUUUGCAUGCAUUUUACGUGUUGGUUUGAUUAAUGCUUCGCCUGUAACAAUAAAGUAAAAUAUAUUCUACAAUGUUUAUUCGAGUUGUCAGUUAAAGGGAAAUUUUAGCAAGCAAUGCACACUGCUGCAUCGUUUUUCUCUGUUCUUUGUUCCGUAGAAUUAACCGAUUUUCCCAGUGAGUGGCUCAUUUGUUAAACGCAGCUCUACGCGUCGCUUCAACGCAAACGUUUCCAUUGCAAAACAAAAGCGUGUAUCUCUACGCUUCGCUCUCAUCGCCAGUUCGACCGAGUAUCGCAGCUCUGCUGUAAACGUGCCCUAAUGCUGCGUUUACAUCAUCCAAACAAACGCUCGUUCUUCAGUUUCGACAAAGUCGUGUUGGUUUGACGCAAACGGCAACCGAUAUUCGUCGCGAGGCCGAGCGAGCGGACGUUCGCCUAGCGUUAGAAGGAACGUGGACGAGUUUAUUCUAUCUGACUUCAGCAUUUGUUCCCGAAAUCGAGCGAGCAUUCGAAAAUGUUCGGCGAGUAAAGCAUUUGUUUAGAAAAUUAUCCGGAGAAUAGCUUAGCUGGAAACCUCGUGUUGCUCCGGGGAAUACAUUUGCGCGUGAAGCAUUUGUAAAUAUUGUACUUCUUUCAUUCCUGAAUGGCGGUUCAUUCUCGCUGAUCCGGCGUUUCGAAGUUUCCGCGUUUAAACGUUUAGAACAGUGGUUCUCAAUCUUUUUCUUGGCCAUGGCCCACCUAAGCAUCUCUAAUAGAAUUCUUAUUAUUCUAAAAGUGAACUCCUAUGCACGUGGAGGAAGCCUAUGAAGUCAUUAUCCUAGUCUGAACAAGCUUUCAAAGAACAUAGCGUCAAUCAAAGAAAAAGAAUUGGCAACACUACUGAGGGUUAACCACACGCUUGCGAUAUAUGAAUUAUUAAAUUUGCUGGUUGACUCACCAGAGCCAGUUGUAAAUUUCAAUUAUAAAUAUAAAAAAUAAUGAACGAAAAAUGUAUAAGAACGAAAGAAGAGUUGAAGUACUAAAGAGGAAAUCGCUAAGAAAUUAUUAAAAAAUUAAUAGUACAUUGUACAUUUUGAUUCUCAUUAAAAGAAUUUAACUUUUAAUUUAAAUCUAAUACUGUAGAUACUUAUAAUUUAAUUUUAGAAACGUGUGUUAGAAUAUAUAUUUAUAUACUGUAAGUAUAUGACGCCCUUAGAACCGUCAGAAAUGCAAAAAAUUCAGUCAACAACUGAUCCUCGAAUUGCCCUCCUUAAUACUAGAACUACCGAGCAGUUACAUCAACUUCUUCAAAUUCUUCUAUAAGAACUCUAAGAGUGCAUCUAUUAACAUUUCAAUUGAUUUAUCAAUCAGUUUGCGUAUUGUUAUAUCAAUUUCCUUGGUAAUUUCUCUGAAAAGUGUCUGUACAAAGAAUUACAUACUAAUUGCGAGAGAAGAGUUUAGGUCAAUUUUACCCGUAUGGUAGUUCUAGCGUUAAACAAUGAAUUGACCAAUGUUGGGAACCACGGGGUUUGAGUUAGCGGAUCCGCUAAGAUCAUGCUGAGGGCUCGUGAACCCAUCGAACGAAUAAAGAAGGCCGACCACCGCACAGAAUGUCCACAGUUUUGUGAAAUUAUUGUACGCUGUGUAAAGACAAUUUUCUAUGGAAAAAGAGAAGAAUAAAAAAGGAAACAGCUAAUUCCGUUGAUUCGAAAGGCAGAAGGUGCAACGCCCCGCGACACGCGCGUAUCCCUCCAAUCCACUUUGGUGGCUCAUCCACAGCGCGAAACGUCCGGGGAAUCUUAAGAAGUUCCAGACAGAUCUUGUUUAUGGAUCGGAACUUUUCCCGCUUUUACUGGGAGGACGCAGUGACGAGCUUCCAUUCUUUCCCGGGGCAUUGUUCUGAUAACGCCAUUCGUCCUACCGGCUAGUUCUCGCCCCUUAGAAAUUUACAAGGACCGGUAUUUCUGUGAGACAAAAAAAAACGGGAUAGCUGCGAGGAAGUUUCGAGCACCGUUUUACCAUUAAGGGAACUUUUUUUUUCAAACAUCGGAAACGUUAAUUUUAUCGUUUGACACUUGAGAAUCAAUGUAUCUUGUAUCAUAAGUGGUCAUUCGAAUAAACAUCCAAGGAUUUGUAAUACAAAAAUCGCAUGAUCAGCCACGAUAACGUUUAAGGGUUGAUAAAAUACAAAACAGUCUUGUAAUGUUCUAGAGCAAAGGGUAACCCGCCAAAUUUUGAUGAUUCAAUGGGGAUAGUUAUUCAGUAAUGCCGUUGUUUAAAUGAUUUGGACGGAUUCUUUAUUGCCGGACAAAGCCAGCCGAAAGCGAAUCGCGUCCAAGGAAAAAAGGAUAUAAAGACUGACGAAAUGUCCUUCCAUCGAUGCGAGAUACGAUUUCGCGGCGGCGUCGCUUGGUCUGUUGACGGGACGAGAAGGGGGCUUGCCCUAGAAAAUAUCCUACCAUCCCCUCUGUUCAGUCGUUCGGGAUCUCCGCCGGCGUCUGAUUAAACCGUGACAACCCCUCUUCUUCAGCCUCUACGAGAAACCGUGUUAACGUUUUGCAUUCGAACAUAUUAAUUAUUUUCAAAUGAAAUGUUAAUUGAAUCAUUCGUUCUGUUCAGUAGGAAUAAUAGGAAUCAAUGGAUCGAAUUAUUUUGCUUGAAUACUUUACGUUUAUUCCGUUAUAUAGAAUAUGAUAUCGAAUAUUGAAUUUCAUAACGCCGGCCCUCGAGUGGAAAGGUUAACGAUAUCGCCUGAUUUUACAGUAUCACCUAAUUCGGUAAGUCGAUAUCUUUGUUCCCCGAGUCACUCUAAUCCCGAAACCGAUAUUCCAGAACACCGCACCGAUAUUAAACCCGAAAGUCUCUAAAGUCUCCAAAACUCCAACUCCACGGCUUAAAGAUAACUCGGGAACAUAAGUCCUUAAGCAAACGUAGCGACAAAAAUUAUUCUCAGUGGAAACAAACAAAACACAAUUGAAACCCCAAUUAGACAACACACGAGUUAAUAUAAAGUUAAACGAACGAAAGAACGAGACUAAAUCGAAAGAUAACACGUUGAUUGCCACGGUGAUCACCGAUGACCGGAGCUUCCAAAUUUGCUGUAGAACAAUUACAAUAAAAAACUUUAGAUAAAAAUAUUUAGUAACGUAAGUAGCUAGAUCAUAGUGUAAUAUGACUACUGUAAUAAUAAACCAUUAGUAAGUAUUUUCAAUAUCAUUUGCCUUUGUUACUAAAGAAUAAGUAUUACUAUUCAAAACGCUAGAAAUUCUCGUAGCAGUCAACGUAAACGAAUAAAACGAAAUUAAAAGAAAUGAAAACACCAAACAGCAGAACUAUUUACUCAAAUUUUUUGAUUACUUCAUAUUGCAUUUCCAAAAGUUUUUUUGCGCUUUUAAGAUUUCAGCCCUAUAAACGAACACAAUAACAUUUUAAUCAUUCCUUUCACUCUCAUAAGUGACCGAGAGUCGUUAUAAAAUUGAAAAUUCGUUAUAAAAACACGUGGUACGAUUAGGGUUGAUUCGAAUUCAUUCCAGUUGCAUAAUACUUGCGCUCGUUAAAUUUUCUUUAAAAUUCUCACCACGAGUCUGGCACGUUGUAAAACAAGGGGUUAACAGUAUUUCAAAUUG